UCCCACCAUUGCUAGGGGGAGUUGACGAAUCGCCGCUACCAACAUCCAAAAAACAAACUACCUCUCAGUCCACUAAUUUGGGAAAAAUUGCAAUAUUUUCGAAGUUUCCACACAAAUCCUUGUUGCGCAAAUUCUGAAAAAUGCCCAAAAAUAAAGGAAAGGGAGGUAAAAACAGGCGAAGGGGUAAGAAUGAGAACGAGACCGAAAAACGUGAAUUGGUCUUCAAGGAGGACGGCCAGGAGUACGCGCAGGUUACGAAGAUGCUCGGCAACGGGAGACUGGAGGCGAUGUGUUUCGAUGGCGUCAAGCGACUGUGCCACAUACGAGGUAAGCUGCGAAAGAAAGUCUGGAUUAACCAAGGCGACAUCAUCUUGAUCGGGCUGCGCGAUUAUCAGGACGCGAAGGCCGACGUCAUUUUGAAGUACACGCCCGACGAGGCCCGCAACUUGAAAACGUACGGCGAGUUUCCCGAGACGGUCCGUAUCAACGACACAGUCACAUUCGUCGACGACGGAUUCGAUGAGGACAUCGAAUUCGGUGACGAUAUUAGUUCGGGUGACGAGGCCGAUCCUGUCGAUGGCAUCUGAUGAAAGACUUCGUAAUAAAUAUUCGCAUACAUGUCUUUUUUUUAAUGUAGUUAGGAAAGUAUUAUAAUUACAAUUGUUGUUUAUGUCUUUGUUGGUAUUAGCAAUAAUUUGACCAUUAAAAAUUACCCGUUCUGUGUCUAACUAAAACUUGAGAGUGUAUAAUAUCCUUCUAAUGUUAAGUGAGAAUAAUUUUACUUUAUAUAAUAAAGAAAAUUUGUUUGUUUUG
Molecule: messenger RNA, 813 nt
Organism: Photinus pyralis (common eastern firefly)
Lineage: Eukaryota; Metazoa; Arthropoda; Insecta; Coleoptera; Lampyridae
Gene: eIF1A
Product: eukaryotic translation initiation factor 1A, X-chromosomal
Exons: 3
Coding region: 141-587 (148 amino acids)
Biological process (GO): translational initiation
Cellular component (GO): cytoplasm
Molecular function (GO): RNA binding; translation initiation factor activity
Source: RefSeq, a predicted model, not a curated record